This is a messenger RNA of Topomyia yanbarensis, 2190 nucleotides long. RefSeq names its product GTPase HRas (gene Ras85D). The coding region runs from base 473 to 1045 and encodes 190 amino acids. Gene Ontology annotation, cellular component: plasma membrane. The record is from RefSeq and is a predicted model, not a curated record. Lineage: Eukaryota; Metazoa; Arthropoda; Insecta; Diptera; Culicidae. Gene Ontology annotation, biological process: Ras protein signal transduction; epidermal growth factor receptor signaling pathway. The transcript has 5 exons. Gene Ontology annotation, molecular function: GDP binding; GTPase activity; GTP binding.
AAAAAGAGAAUACGAAGAAAAAGGGAUUGGUCUGGCAGCAACACGAAAAUCGGAAAAAUGAGAUAUCAAUUUUAUCGUCAUUAAAAAUUGCCUAAAGAAAGGUAUAAACAUUAUUGAAUUCGCGAACAAGUGAUUUGUGCAAAAGAUAGAAGACUAGUAGAAAAUAUCUUACCGUAAUAGAAGUGAAUUCUUGUUGCCUGGUGACAAAUAGGCGAGCUUGCAGGGCUAUGUUCUGGCCGGAAAAUUUUCGAUCAUCAGCAUCAUUAGUCGGCACGAAGAAGCUCGAGAAGUGAACAAGUGAAUAUUCCAAUGUUUUUUUUAUUCCUCCCAAACGCUAGUGCUGACAAUUGGUUCUGGCUCUCGCCACUAAGUUCCGUUUUCCGGAUACUGUUUAUAAAGCAACCGGACCCGAUUUGUUGAUCCCAGUAUAAGGACGCCCUAUUUGUAUUCGAAACUUUAAGCCGAAACAAAUAUGACCGAGUACAAACUGGUAGUCGUCGGUGCUGGAGGUGUUGGAAAGUCAGCCCUAACGAUACAGCUCAUACAGAACCAUUUUGUAGACGAAUACGAUCCCACGAUCGAAGAUUCCUACCGGAAACAGGUUGUAAUUGAUGGCGAGACUUGCUUACUGGACAUUCUGGACACGGCAGGCCAAGAAGAAUACUCAGCCAUGCGAGAUCAGUACAUGCGAACCGGCGAAGGCUUCCUACUCGUUUUCGCGGUAAACAGUGCCAAAAGUUUCGAAGAUAUUGGAACAUAUAGAGAGCAAAUAAAACGCGUGAAAGACGCCGAGGAAGUUCCCAUGGUUUUGGUCGGUAACAAAUGCGAUCUCCAGGCAUGGGCUGUUGAUAUGAAUCAGGCGAGAGAUGUGGCUAAACAAUACGGUGUACCGUUUGUCGAAACGUCCGCUAAAACCAGAAUGGGAGUAGACGACGCCUUUUACACACUUGUUCGCGAAAUCCGCAAGGAUAAGGAGAGAGGGAAAAAGAACCGGAAGCAUAAUAAGCUUGGCUCGACUCGUCGAUUUAAAUGUCGGCUAUUGUAAUUGCUUGUUUUUCAUGAAUGCAAAUCGUGUGCUGCCCCUCUCCAUUAAUUUCUACACAAAGGAACAUAAGGGAGUUUGUGAUCCCUUUUAUGAUCGCACAAAUCAACAUUCAAACUGUGUUGUUACCGUCUCGUUUAAUCGAUCAGCAAGAAAGAAUAUAAUCAUUCAAGGUACCGUAAACCGGGCUGUAGUUGAUCAGUGAACAUGAAUGAUAGGUAUAAAUAACGUACAUUGUCGACCAGAAACAAAUUCUCUCACAAAAACUACCGUCAAGUCCAACCUAGUGCUAUGCAGUCAGAAACAAACCAUUUCGGGUUUAUCUAUCUUCUGAUCACAAAUUAACUAAUGAAUAUCAACUACAUUGGCCUACUACAGCCCGGUUGAGUAUGGAUAUUAACAACUAAACCAGCAUUAACCAUCAUUCUACAUUAUCUGUCACAAACUUCACGAAAAAGUGUUGCAUGUGAAUGGACUAAGAAGGCAAAGAAGCAGAUCAAAAUAAGAUAGUAACCGAUAGCUUUAGAAAGGUAAAAUCCAUGAUAACCGUUACGCAAUGUAUUUCUAAGUUAUUUUACUCAAUGAUUAUACGUCAUUUCUCGGAAUACCAUUUCCCGGAAAACCUUUCCCCGGAAUAUACCACAUGCUUCGGAAAACCGUUUCACUGUAUAGCAUUUACGGGAAAGUGAAUGUGGUCACAACCACUGCUAUACUGCCUAUGAUCGCAAAUCAGUCCCAUAAAGAUAGGAAAUCCUAUAAAUUAUGCGAUUAUGAAUAGUAUAAGAUUUAGCCAUAUUUCCAAAGAACUGUUCACGUUCAACAGAAAGCAAAAUUCAAGACAAAAUCUCAUAGAACGUCGCUUCAAAACAAGUUUAAAGAGUAUUGGUUGGGGUUUUAUGUGUUUCCGGAAAAUGGUAUUCAAGAAAAAAGUUUUCCGAGGAUGGUACUUUCCGCAAAAUAGUUCUCCAGGAUCAAGUAUUCCGGAAAAUGACACAAGCUACUCAAUGAUUAUUCGGUAUUUUAUUCGGUAGUUACAAACAGGAUUUUAUUUGUUCACAAGUGCAUAAGAUGUUUUCAAGGAAUACAUGAUUACUAUGUGUAGUUCAAGGACGGUUUCCAUUUGUGAAAUAUUAAAACCUACAACCAUG